This is a messenger RNA of Phoenix dactylifera (date palm), 5069 nucleotides long. Lineage: Eukaryota; Viridiplantae; Streptophyta; Magnoliopsida; Arecales; Arecaceae. The record is from RefSeq and is a predicted model, not a curated record.
CUAGUUUAUUUAUGAAUCUGAAAAAUCGGAGAUGAUUCGCAUUUGGUAAACAAGGAAGAGAAUCUCCCCAUCUUUUUUAGAUCUCAUUAUUGCCCUUUUGAUCUUCAAUUAUUCUUAAUUUGUGUAAACAAAAUUCUGUCUGGGGGCUCUCCGGAUCUCCUCCGAACUGCAAGCUCACCACCCUCGCCCGCCUCUGAUCUUAUCCGUUUCCUCCCGAUCUUUUCUGCGAAACUGAAUCUUCGCAUCUCCUCCUCUUUAGUAGAGCAGAGCUCUCUCUUCGAAGAUCCAUCAAGUGGCAGCGAUGGAGAUGGCCUUGCAGCCACCGAAGCCUCUCUUUUGUCGGAUGACGCUUUUUGGACGGACACGAUUCGAAAUCCGGCCGGCUACGGAAUCUUUGCUAUGGUGCAAAGAAUUCAAAAGAGUCAUGGCUCCUAUUGCAGCAAGCUCAGAGUAUUCAAGGAGGCGCCCAAGAAGAAGCUCGAUUCCCCGGACGAAAGGUUCUCCUCCUAGAGGGUUUGCACCUAGACCGCAAGUUGGAACAGGCAUCCAGAAGAAAGAUCAAAGUGAUGUUGAGGCAAAAGAAGAAUCUGAAAACACUAGCUCGAGUAAAUAUUCACUUUCAAGCAGUGAAUUCAAUGAAAGAAAGGUUGCUGGAGAAGAACAAACAACCGAACUUGAUGCAGGAGGCAUCCCGGGCAGUGCCGUGAAAAGGAGAGCGGACAUACUCGAGGAAGUGGAGGAAGAGAGUUAUGGGGAAGAUGAUAAAGAUCAAAAAACCUGUACACGAAUGCCUUCUGCAGCUGCUGAUAAUUAUGAAACUGAUGGGCAGAGAGCUGAGGAUGAGGGAGAUCGGGUAGGUUUAAGAAAACAGCAUCUAUCAGUUCUUUACAGUGAAAAAGAAAUUAAAGAACAAGAGGUGACUGGCGUGACUGAUGAAGUAGGGAGACAGAUGCUAGAGCGUCUUGCUGAAGGGAACUUUUCAAGUGGGAACAAGGUAUUUGUUGUUCCAGAAGUGGUGAAGUCUGAUGAAGUUAUUGAAAUAUUCUUUAAUCGAAGCUUAUCAGCUUUGAUGAAUGAACCGGAUGUUUUGAUUAAGGGUGCAUUCAAUGGUUGGAGGUGGAAAUUUUUUACUGAAAAGAUGCACAAAACUGAUCUUCGAGGGGAUUGGUGGUCUUGCCAACUAUAUGUACCUAAGGAGGCAUAUAAAAUAGAUUUUGUGUUUUUCAACAGUGCCAACAUCUAUGAGAAUAACGAUUCAAAAGAUUUUUCUUUACUUGUGGAAGGUGAAAUGGAUGAAUUAGCAUUUGAAGAUAUCUUGCUGGAAGUGAAACGAAGGGAACUUGAAAAACUUGCUGCAGAAGAAGCUGAACGGGAAAGACAGGAUGAAGAGCAGCGCCGAAGGGAGGCAGAGAAGGCUGCAAAUGAAGCAGACAAAGCACAGGCAAAGGUGGAGGUACAGAAAAAGCGGGAAGCUCUUCAUCGGGUAAUGAAAUUGGCAAAGCCUGUUGACGACGUCUGGCACAUAGAGCCUAGUGUAUUCAAGGGCGGGGACAUGGUGAGAUUAUAUUAUAAUAGAAGCUCUUGCCCACUUGCUCAUGCUACGGAAAUCUGGAUUCAUGGUGGUCAUAAUAAUUGGAUUCAUGGAUUGUCUAUAGCUGAAAGGCUUCUUCGAUCUGAUAAAAAGGACGGUGAUUGGUGGUAUGCAGAAGUUGCUGUACCCGACCAUGCACUUGUUCUUGAUUGGGUUUUUGCCAAUGGACCACCACAAAAGGCAAACAUCUAUGAUAACAACAAUUCCCAAGAUUUUCAUGCUACAGUCCCAAAUUGCAUGCUUGAAGAUCUGUUCUGGGUUGAAGAAGAACAUAGAAUCUACAGAAAGCUUCAGGAAGAAAGAAAAUUAAAAGAGGAGGCUGUUCGGAAAAAGGCUGAGAAAACUGCACGCCUGAAAGCUGAAACAAAGGAAAGAACAAUGAAAAUGUUUUUGCUGUCCCAAAAACAUAUAGUUUAUACUGAGCCACUUGAUGUAAGAGCUGGAAGCAUGGUCACAGUCUUUUAUAAUCCCUCCAACACUGUUUUAAGUGGGAAGCCUGAAGUUUGGUUUAGAUGCUCAUUUAACCGUUGGACUCACCAUAAUGGCCCCUUACCUCCACAGAAAAUGGUGCAUGCGCAUAAUGGUUCACAUGUCAAAGUGACUGUUAAGGUUCCUCUUGAUGCAUACAUGAUGGACUUUGUUUUCUCAGAGAGGGAAGAUGGUGGAAUUUAUGACAACAAAAAUGGAAUGGACUACCAUAUUCCUGUUUCUGGAGGAAUCUUGAAGGAGCCUGCAACACACAUUGUACAUAUUGCUGUUGAAAUGGCACCUAUUGCAAAGGUGGGAGGUCUUGGCGAUGUCGUUACAAGUCUUUCUCGUGCUGUUCAAGAUUUAGGCCAUAAUGUUGAUAUUAUUCUUCCAAAGUAUGACUGCAUGAAUCUAAGCAAUGUGAAGGACUUCCAUUUUCAUCAAAGCUUUGGCUGGGGUGGAACAGAAGUAAAAGUUUGGUUUGGAAAAGUUGAAGGCCUCUCUGUUUACUUUCUAGAGCCUCACAAUGGAAUGUUUUCGGUUGGAUGCAUCUAUGGCAGGAAUGAUGGUGAUAGAUUUGGUUUCUUUUGUCAUGCAGCUCUUGAGUUUCUAUUCCAAAGUGGAUCUUGUCCUGAUAUUUUGCACUGCCAUGAUUGGUCUAGUGCCCCCGUGGCAUGGCUAUUUAAAGAACAUUAUAGGCAUGAUGGACUGAGUAAUGCUCGAGUUGUCUUUACUAUUCACAAUCUUGAGUAUGGGGUACACCACAUUGGCAAAGCAAUGACACAUGCUGACAAGGCUACAACUGUUUCGCCCACAUAUUCCAAGGAGGUCUCAGGAAAUCCUGCAAUUUCUCCUCAUCUUUUUAAAUUCCAUGGUAUUUUAAAUGGAAUUGAUCUAGAUAUCUGGGAUCCAUUCAAUGAUAACUUUAUUCCUGUUUCAGAGAUUGGAGUGUUGGACGGUACAUGAGUUUGAUCCACCAUAAUGACAUUAGAACUUCCCCAUAUUCAUUUUGGAUAUUGACAAAGGAUUUGGUAUUAAAAUAACUUUGCAAGUUUGUUUUUUUGCUUGCCAAGACAGACAUGGGGCUGCUUGUCUGAGUCCGAUUCUCACAUCAAUGUUCAUCCUAUACUGUUUACUUAUAGUCAGUGUAUGAAAGUGGAAACAAAAUGAAUCAUCAUUGAAGUGAAGGUCAAUUACUUUUUGCGUCCACAACCAAUGAUGCUCGAGCAUGCUGUUAGAAGAUGAAUAAAAAGUGAUGAUAUAUUGAUCAACAAGGUGAUAAAAAGAGAUGUUAGUAAUGAGCUUAAUAACAUUGAGUACAUGCUGGGUUGGAGAACUAGAACUAGACAUCUUUGUAGAUUUUUUAGGGUCGCAACCAACGUCUGUUGUGCUGGUACCGGCUCCUGUUCCGGUUGCUCGACGGCACGAGUCGGUACUGCCCUGCGCCGUGCCAUGCCAACCCUAUACCGACACAGUAGAGGCGGGGGAGAGGGAGAACGGGAGAGAAAAAGAGAGAGAGAGAGAGAGCGGGGGAGGGAGAGGAAGAGAAAGGAGGAGAGAGGCCGGCUGGUAGAUGCCAGGGAGCCUCCGUGUGGAGGAGGCGGAGGCCGGGGAGCCGCGGAGGCGGGGCUCUGCCUCCGGUCCCCUAUUUUAUUUCACUUAAAUACCAAAAUGUAAGUUAACAUAGCAUCUAUACUUAAAGGCGCCAGCUUAUCUAGCUAGUAAAAUUUUUGGCAGUUGGACCAAGUGAGAAUGAGUACAAACUACAAAGGUUAUAUGGUGUUUUACAACUGAAGAGAUAAAGCAAAAUAGCAAAUUUCUCUCUAUAUAAAAAUACUAUUUGAUGCUCAAAAGUAAGGAUUACAAGGUUAAUUACAGUGUUCUCUAGGUCUCUUAAUUGCUCAGGACAGUAGAGUCCAUUUGUAAACUCAUUACAUCAAAACAAAAGAGAAUAAACUAAAAUUGGCAUCCUUUUGGUGGUUCAAACUGACAUACAAUUCUGAUGCCAAGCUAGCUAGAGGUGGGUGGAAUAAAGUGCUGUCCUUUCUAGCAUCAAGAUACUCCAUAAUCAAUGGCAACAGAAGAUUAAUCCAAGGACCCCUCAUACAUAACUGUUGAUCACUAACAACAAAAUGAUGACCCAACUAAAUUUGGAUUAGAUGUUGGUGAUGCCAGAAUUGGAUAUACCUAAUGUAGUAGUGCUAGUUGCUGACAUUAGACUCUAAACUUCAUAUAUUAACUGGUUCAUGUUAGUUAAUGCUUUGCUGACAUCUUGAAUGAACUUGUCCAUUGCUUUUUGUAAAGCUUGGAAUUUUUGGGUUCAAUUGUGCUUGGACCAGAUCAUAACAGGCCAUGACAUAUCGGAGGAUGCUCCAGGGGCUUAGUAGUAGAGGAUUCUCCAAGUACUUAUCAUAGACUUUAUUAGGGGCAUUACUCACAUGCAGAUAUUAAGAUGGUAAGUAUGCAACCAAAUUAUGAUGCUAUUUGGAGUCCUAUAAGUAGAGACACAAGCAGCUCAAGUUGCACGUGUGGGCCAGCAUACUUGUUGGAUUCUACAAGUCCAAUUGCAAAGUAAGUUGAAUUGCUCGUUGUGUUGCAACUCGGCCAUCUUGCAGUAGGUCGACUCGUGGUCAAGAUGGAAGUGAGAAGAGUUGCAGCCAUUCUAGUAGGUAUCUUAAUUAAAAAAAAGAUUUUCUAAUUAUUCUAUCUUGAUCAACGUCUUAGCAUCCCACCACAUGUCAUCGCCUCCCUCCUCUUCGGUGUUCCAUCCUAACCUUGCCUCCUGUUGGAUCUUCCUAGCCAUGUCGUGCCAAACCUCCCCCAUCCUCUCCUCCUUCCCCAUCCUGCUUUCCAGUUCCUCAUUGCCACUCUCGAUGCCUCCACAGGUUCUUACCACCUUCGGAAUGCCCACGGUCGCCUCCUCUCCCUUGGCCUUCGCCGCAGCAGCUUUCUCAUCAUCCGCCUCCUUCGUGGCAUCGCCUACUUCGUCCCUACCCACCCAUACUCGCUC